Molecule: messenger RNA, 1361 nt
Organism: Clarias gariepinus (North African catfish)
Lineage: Eukaryota; Metazoa; Chordata; Actinopteri; Siluriformes; Clariidae
Gene: rwdd2b
Product: RWD domain containing 2B
Exons: 4
Coding region: 446-1312 (288 amino acids)
Molecular function (GO): protein binding
Source: RefSeq, a predicted model, not a curated record
UAAGCUCGCGCGUGAAAAUGUAUUAAAUACCCAUGAAACAGCUUCUUUUAAAAGUCAGAUUCUAUUUUAUUUGAUAUUUAAAACUUUAACUAAAUUUUAAUAAGUUAAGAGCUGAAUAAUUGACUUGAUAUGAAGCGAUACUUUAAUAUUUUAUAUAUUUAAAAAGUAGAAUACCCGGAAGUAGCUCGGUUAAUACAAACUGCGCAUGCGCAAAGCAAACGUGAUUACAAAUCCUAAAGCAGUUCAGGAGUUGUGUAGUAUUUGGUUAGUAUUUGGUCGGGUUGAGUGAAUGAUUUAAACCUGCUAGUGGUGUAUUCAUGUUGUACAUAUUGUGGAAUCAGAGUUCUAUGACACAGCAUGCUAGUGGUGCAAAGUUCUCCUUUCUGUGCCACAUCAGCAGUAAGAGAUCAGAUUAGAUCAGACUGCAGUUGAGUUUCAGGGACGAAUGGCUCGGACCGAGCACGCCGAGGCUCAGCUGGCUGAACUGGAGCUGCUGCUGAGCAUGUUCCCCAGCCAGGAGGAGCUGGAGGUGGAGCCGGUGGCGCACGCAGAGCUCAGGGCGUCUGUGGAAGGAACAUCUGAGUGUCCACCAAGCACCAGACCUGAACUCUGCGUCAAGAUCCGGACACACUCUGGGGUGGAUGUUUCACUCUCGUGCACAUAUCCAUCUGACUAUCCGACGGUUCUGCCCGAGAUCGUAGUCAGAUGUGGCGAGUUGAGCCGGGCGCAGCACGUCUGCCUGGUCUCCGACCUGCGCUCGUACCUGCGCGAGAGCUGCACCGGUGGUGAAGUGUGUGUGCUGUCCGCCGUAGACUGGCUCAGAGAUCACACGCACAAAUACCUUGAGAAGAACGACAGUGGUGACGAUGGCACAAAAGGAGCAGCAGAAACACAAAGCGAUGAGAUCUUCACCAGGUUAUGGAUCUACAGCCAUCAUAUCUACAAUAAGACCAAAAGGAAGAACAUCCUGGAGUGGGCCAAAGAGCUCCAUCUGACCGGCUUCAGCAUGCCCGGGAAACCAGGGGUCGUGUGUGUGGAGGGGCUACAUGCUGCCUGUGAGGAAUUCUGGGCCAGAGUGAAGGUCCUGACCUGGAAGCGCAUCAUGAUCCGUCACAGAGAGGACUUCCCGCUGGACCCGGAAGGCCAGCACGCUAUAGAGUCACUGCGCCGGUUCGAUGGCUUUGAGGAGGCCGCGUUCGAUCCUCACGGGAACAGAGGGAACCACAUGGACCUCGGACAGCUCUUCCAGUUCCUCAGCGAGCGAGGCUGCGGCCAAAUCUUUCAGCUUUACUUUGGAGUUGAAGGGAGAUAAAUAAAGACUCUUUAUGGUACAAGGUUUACUGUGUGUGUGUGUGUGUGUG